Molecule: messenger RNA, 714 nt
Organism: Macrobrachium nipponense
Lineage: Eukaryota; Metazoa; Arthropoda; Malacostraca; Decapoda; Palaemonidae
Exons: 2
Coding region: 1-714 (237 amino acids)
Source: RefSeq, a predicted model, not a curated record
AUGACGCUGUUGAGCGCCCCAGUUGCUGUAGCUUUUCCUGUGAGAAGGAAGAAGGCGUCCCCUCGCCCCUCUUCUUCUCAUAGGAUCAGCCCUUCCCCUGAGAAGGAGUCUUCUCCUUGUGAUGCAGCAACAGUUAGCUUCGUUGAGAAAGAGGCUGAGUCGCGUCGACGUAGGAAGGACUUGAUGGCUGCUUCUUUUCGUCAGGAAGCUCGUCAAGACGUUCGUCAGGACGCCCGUCGGGACGCACGUCGUUCUGCUCGUCAGGACGUCCAGCAGGACGCCCAGCGAGACGCUCACCAGGACGCCUGUCUCGACGCUCUUCGUACUGCUCGUCAGGACGCCCAGCAGGCCGCUCUCCAGGACGCUCGUAGCAUCGCUCGUCAGGACGCUUGUCAGGACGCUCGCCAAUGCCAGGACGCUCGUCAGGACACUCUGCAAGAUGCUCGUCAGGACGCCUCCUUUGCAGAUCUUCAGGACACCUCAGAGGCUGUUGUAAAAGACAUCCAGCCUUGUGCGGAGAGUUCUUCUUCGCAGCGGAGGUCCCUUUUGAGAGUUGGGCCUAAAGGUCUUAGACCUCUCACUUCCGUGGAUUCUUCUGUUGCUCCCGUGGAAGAGGGAGAGUUAGGCAGUUCGUCGGAGGCCGCAGAUGAAGAGCAGAUCUUCUACGUCGUCUUCUUCCUCAGACUACCAGGUCUUGGCUCGCCUUCUUCGUGA